UAUUUAAUAGAGAGAGUGCAGAUGAGGGAAAAUAUUAGAAACAAAAUGUUUGCAUAGACAAACAGACAUUAAUUCCAGUGAAUCAACUUUGUUGUUUUGAUUUUAAUAAAACGAACAUUCAAACUGGCAGGGAGAAGCAUUUAGGUAACUUGAAAAUGCACAGCUAUUCAUUCAGGUUUGAUGAUGGGGCAACAUCAUAUAUCUUGUCUGAUGAACUGUAGUAAGUCAGGGCACCUCACAUUUAGAAUCCAAGCCAUAAAUCCAGUGAAAAUCACCCCAGUCGUUCUUUAGACAAAACCUGACUUGUCCCAUAAAUGUGAAUAAUGCCUGUGUGAAAGAAGCUGUGCCAGAGAUAGAGAGAUAGGCUUAUCCCCUUUUUCCUUUGACAUUUCACAUGGUUAGCAGGAGCUUGAAUGAGGCUGCCCUAUGGUGGUCCAGUUAUCUGGCCUGAAAUCCCUUUUUAUUUGUGGCAGAAUUGAAUUUGGACCUGAAUGCUGGAGCCUUGCUUGCCAUAAAAAGGAGACAUCCUGAAUCUCUGUGUAUUUGCAUCCAGGGUUUCAGCUCUCCAAUGAGAAGUCCCUGCAGAAGGGAGCUCGACUGGUGGUGUUUAGUGAUUUCUCAGAUAACAAGAGCUUUGCGUUUCUGUGGAAUUCCCAUUUGCUUGUGAGCUGCUGCCGCUGCGAGCCUGAUUGAUAUAUGACUGCAAUGGCACUUUUCCAUUUGACAUUCUCCCUCCCUCUCUGUCUCUCUUUCACUCUCUCUUAAACAACAGCCCUAACUUUUGUGUGUUGCAAAUAUAAAAGGCAAGCCAUGUGACGGGGGACAGAAGAACAAAAGCAUUUGGAAGUAACAAGACCUCUUUUUAGCUCUUGCUUUAGGAGUCCAGAAGAGGGAAGGACGAGCAGCACAUUUUGCAAAGAACAGAGGAGAUAUAUUGAGCAGCCGGCUCACCCCUCCAGUACAGCCGAUAAUGCCAUUGGGAUGUCUGUUGGGCAGAUGACACCGAGAGAUGCUCAGGCAGAGAAUUACAUUCAGAAAUAAGCCAUACAGGAGAUGUUUUGAUGGAUUAUAACUUCAACAACGGUGGGACCCAAAACCAGCAAUGACAACCCAAAGACUUACAACAGACCCUUCACUUCCCUCAAAAAGGACUGGAUCUCGGCCUUUAGAGUUCUUUUGAUACUCUACCGCCCUCUACUGUUUCUCCUGAGAAGUUCUUCAAUGAUGGGAAAUCAUGUACUAGCCGCCUCGAUUUCUGUGCUGUCCCUUUUGGCAAUAAUGGGAGACACGGAUAGUAAAACUGACAGCACUUUCAUGAUGGAUUCGGAUCCAGGCCGCUGCAUGAGGCAUCACUACGUUGAUUCAAUCAGCCACCCUUUGUACAAGUGCAGUUCAAAGAUGGUGCUCCUGGCUCGCUGCGAGGGACGCUGCACUCAGACAUCGCGCUCUGAGCCAAUGGUGUCCUUCAGUACAGUCCUGAAACAACCUUUCCGAUCCACGUGCCACUGCUGCCGGCCACAGACUUCCAAACUGAAGGCCAUGAGGUUGCGCUGCUCAGGUGGCAUGAGGCUCACCGCUACCUACCGUUACAUCCUCUCGUGCCAUUGUGAGGAAUGCAACUCGUAGGAGGAGGAAAAAAGUUUGCUGCAGCAGAACAAGUGAAAGGGACGUGAGCUCAGCAGCACAGCUCCCAGUGGCAACAAUGGACACCAGGGUAGCCUUUCAACAGCACACUCGCACACAGGAUCAUUAAUAUGGAUUUCAUUUGCAAGCUACAUAGAGUGUGUGAACAAUGACAAUGCUUGGGAAAGUGCCAAAUCAUGAAACAGACAUCGGAAUGUAUAUUUACAUUGAAGAUAUAAACUCAUGUGAUGGGACUGGAAGGACAUGAAUAUUGAGAAAUAUAUUUUUAUUAGAAAGAUAAUAAGGGUAUAUUUUCUGUCUCAGCAGUUCUGUAAUCCUGACUAUGGGCCAAUUAGGAAUUAUGGCUCACCAUUUGAAUGUCCUGCCAGUAAUGUAACAAACACGCCGAAAAAAAGCCAAGACAUAUAGAAUAUGUACAAUGAAUGUUAUUGUGUACAGAAUAUUUUGUUCUAGAAGAAGUGAAAGAUGACGUCCCUGUAUAUAGAAGUCUAUUGUAUCUUUUAAUGUUGUCCUUUAGUUUAUAUUGGCCUUGAAAACAGACUGUGUUGAUGGUAAGAGUUAUAUUUUAUCUGGUCUGGCAUCCAAAUGUUGGACAACUUAUUGUGAUUUAGGUGCAGUUCCAGAAUAAAUAAGAGAAAAUUUAUUGAA
This is a messenger RNA of Anolis carolinensis (green anole), 2292 nucleotides long. RefSeq names its product norrin cystine knot growth factor NDP (gene ndp). NCBI's taxonomy places the organism in Eukaryota, Metazoa, Chordata, Lepidosauria, Squamata, Anolidae. The record is from RefSeq and is a predicted model, not a curated record. The coding region runs from base 1222 to 1626 and encodes 134 amino acids. Gene Ontology annotation, molecular function: frizzled binding; cytokine activity. The transcript is spliced from 4 exons. Gene Ontology annotation, biological process: Wnt signaling pathway; positive regulation of DNA-templated transcription; Norrin signaling pathway.